Molecule: messenger RNA, 4906 nt
Organism: Sitophilus oryzae (rice weevil)
Lineage: Eukaryota; Metazoa; Arthropoda; Insecta; Coleoptera; Curculionidae
Product: pregnancy zone protein-like
Exons: 26
Coding region: 145-4605 (1486 amino acids)
Cellular component (GO): extracellular region
Molecular function (GO): endopeptidase inhibitor activity
Source: RefSeq, a predicted model, not a curated record
CAAUGUUGCAAAACAAAGAGUUUUUAUCGGUUAAAAAACAUUUGUCAAAGUUCAAGCACGAGAAUCCGUAGUAAAUAUCAGUGCGGAUCCCUUUUAUUUUAAUCUCGGCAUGAAUUCAUUCAUGAUAGUCCAUAUAAAAUAGAAAUGCAUCAAGUUGCCUGUGCCUUUGUGUUGUAUAUUUUGUUUUAUUCGAAUGUCAGUGCAAUUAACGAAAACGAUGGAGACAACUUGAUAAGAAAACAUGGAGGAUUCUUCUUUAGCAUGCCAAAAACUCUUUCAGCUGGCAAAAAUGAAACUGUAUGUUUAUCUUUGCAUCAUAUAAAUACACCAUCCAGAGUUUUAGUUGAUCUAAAAUGGAAAGGACAUCAUUUUCUGACCGAAAGAAAUUUAGGAACAGAACACACAUGUUUCAAUAUGCACGUUCCAGACUUUGAUUUAAUUGAACCACAAUACGUCAGUAUCAAAAUCCAGGUUCUUGACGGUAAUCAGGUACAAUCAGCUCACAAUCAGGAUCCUAUCCUGAUGUACCCCAAGGAAAGUUGUAAAAUAUUUCUUGAAACUGACAGGGCAAUGUACAAACCUGGCGAUUUGGUUAAAAUAAGAGUGUUGUGUUUGAAUGAGAGAUUUUUACCCGAUGAUUCCCAGAUAUCCGAAAUCAAGAUAAGAAAUCCCAUGGAUGUUGGUGUUUUUGUCUGGAAUAAUAUGUCUCUAGACCACGGAUUGGUCAACUUGGAAUAUCCACUGGUUGAAGAAGCGUUAAUAGGAAAAUGGAAAAUAGAGGUGGAUAAAUUAAUGAAAACCUUCGAAGUUGCCAAAUAUGUAGUACCAAGGUUCAAAAUCGACCUGAUCCAUCCCAAAUCCGUAUUUUACAAGACAAAUUCGAUCAAUAUUACCGUUUGCGCUAAAUAUUCUUACAACAAACCAGUUGCGGGUACUGCUUUUGUAAAAAUCCACGAUUCUGUGAACCAUAUGAAAGUGUUAAAUAUUUUACAAGAGAUGGAAAAUGGAUGUGCCUACUUCGAUAUCAGUAAAUACGAACUAAACUUGAGCGAUAUAAGUAAAGAAUUCUCUUUGGCGGACCCUAGAAUUUUUCUUCAUAUUACGGCCACAGUUACUGAGCAAGGAACAACAAAAAUGGACAUUGUUACUGGAAAAUCGGAAAUCCAUGUAAAGGGCUAUACUCUGAAAAUCCAAAGCAGCCCUAUAUUCAUCCCUGGAGUACCUUACGAAGGGCAAAUGAAACUCAUCAACGCAAUCACUGAUAUUACUGGCGAAGUGAUAAAACUUUGUUACAAUCUAGCAAUAAAGAAAAGUUGGAACUACUUUAAGAAUGAAGAAUGUAGAAACUAUACUGUUCCAGAAGAUGGGAUUAUUCCUUUUAAAUUAUGGCCACUAAAAAAUAGUGUUCUUCAUAUACAUUUAGAUGCAAAUUCUAUCAACAACACUAACAUCGAGGACAGUUUUCUAGCUGUUAGACUCUACAGUCCCACUUCUAGUUACAUUUACAUUGAAAGGGACACGAAUAUCAACAAAACUUGCGAUACACCGUUUCAGUAUAAAAUUUUAUAUACCACUGACCAUUUCAAAGAAGGAGAAAAUAUUACUUUUUAUUAUAUGGUAAAAAUAAAUUCAGAAAUAAAUAAAUUAAAGAAAAUAAAACACACUGUCAGAAAGCACAAUGCAAUAAGCUCAGAAGAUAGUAAAAGUUUUUUAGGAAAUGAACACAGAUUUGUCAAGUUUGGAUCGAGUGUAGAUCAGUUUGUUAUAAAAAUAAAAAUGGAGAAAAUUGUUUACAAAUUCCAAAUUUUGGUGUAUUAUAUUACUAAAGAUGGGGAAACAGUAGCAGCUAGUAGAACACAAGAAGUAAAACCCUGUUCUUACAAGGUAGAUGCUUAUUGGAACGAAAAUCAGCUAGUUCCAGGCAAAUCAGCAACUCUGACUAUAAAGUCAGACAAACAAGCUUUGUGCGCUGUAACAGCUACUGAUAAAGCUACUAAAUUCAUAUCAUCCAGCCAAUCACAAAAUCUCAAUUGGGAAAGCAUCAUCAAAACGAUGUCUCAGCAUAAAGAUGGCGCUAGAUCUUCUAGGACAAGCUGUAUAUCGAAUAAUAAAAAAAUACUAGCAUUACAUCAGUCUGCCAAUUCAACCUCUAUGAGGAAUAAAAGACAUGUUUUUACAUUCUCAGAGGAUUAUGAUUCUUACGAUGUUUUGAAUAAAUUUGGAGUGAUUACUAUAUCCAAUUUGAAGAUAGUCACAAAGCCUUGUUACAGCGGUCCCUUGUUUACCGACGCCAAUGAAGCCGAAUUCAUGACUGAUCAGUACAAUAAUGACAUUGAUGAAACGUCAGAAGUGACAGUUCGCACAUAUUUUCCCGAAAAUUGGUUGUGGGAGUUUGUUCCAGUGGAAAAUUCUACACAAAUACAUCGAGACCUACCACAUUCUAUAACGACCUGGACAACCAACGUUUAUUGUGUUUCGACAAAAGAUGGCGUGUCGUUCGCUCCCCAGACAGAAGUGAUCAGUAUCCAACCGUUUUUCAUUCAAGUCAUCACACCGUACUCCAUUAAAAAGGACGAAAAUUUCUACUUGCCCAUCAAUGUUUUCAAUUAUCUCAACUACUCCUUCCCCAUUAGGGUUUCUAUAAGACUGACCGGCAAUCUUCAACUGACCAAUCCACAUUCGUUUCUCAGUACUUCCUACUGUCUCAAGGAAAGCAGUACCUUAACUCAUAACUACCAGAUAUCCGGUACAGAAGUUGGUAUAGCUCACGUGACUGUUUCUGUUGAAACGGAUAACCAGUAUGCGUUGCCAUGUGGUCCAGAUACUAUAAUUUCAAAAAGGGAUGCUGUAUUAAAGUCUUUAAUAGUUGAAGCAGAAGGAUUUGAAGAAGUUCAGACAAAAUCAGCGUUGAUAUGUAGUUCAGAUAGUGAACCAACUAACUUAACGAUUUGGAACUUCAACAUACCUGAAGAUAUCGUAUUGGGUACUAACACCACAAUUGUUACUGUCAAUGGAGAUUUGCUAGGACCUACCAUUGAGAAUCUGAAACAAUUACUGACCAUUCCAACCGGUUGUGGGGAACAAAUUAUGGCAUCCCUAGCUCCAAACAUCUACGUUCUGCGUUACUUAAACGUAACAGGAACUUUAACACCCCUAGUUAAGCAACGUAUACUGAGAAAUUUCAAAAUAGGAUAUCAAAGAAUCCUUAAUUACAUGCACAAAGACGGAUCUUUCUCAGCUUUUGGGUACUACGAUCCGGCAGGUUCCAUGUUUUUGACAACUUUCGUGGUUAAAAUACUCCAACAGAUAAAGGAGUUCGUAUACGUCGAUCAAAAAAUUAUCGAUAAGGGCAUAGAGUGGAUUUACACUAACCAGCUUGAGAAUGGUUGUUUCGAUGCAGUGUAUCAUGUUUUUCAAGAUAUGGGUGGUACAAACACAGAAAGGAGCACAGCAGCCUUGACCUCCUAUGUUAUUCUAAGCCUAUUAGACGCCGGAAUUUCAGUACCUGAAGAAGUCCAAACAAAUGGAAAGUACUGCAUACGCAGUCAAAACAAUCCUGAUAAGUACUCUCUCAUCAUCAGUUGUUACGCUUUGUUCAGAUUAAAGUGGAUCAACGAAGGUACCAGGUUUUUGGAGAGAAUAUUGUCUGUAUCUCGACAAGAAGAUUAUAUGAUGUGGUGGAGCUCAAAAGAUGAUAACGAGUUUCAUGCUUCAGACAUAGAAAUCACAAGCUACGCUUUAUUGGCUCUAAUGCAUCAGAAAACAUCAACCAAUUUAGCGCAUGCUCAUUCCGUUGCCAAAUGGUUAUCCUCCAAAAUAGGACCGACUGGAGCGUUUAAAUCAACCCAGGACACUGUAGUUGCACUUGAAGCACUAACCACAUAUGCCGAAUACAUUCAAGCGCAUGUCUUGGAUUUAACUGUAGAUUUAAAAACGUCAAACGAACGUCACUUGGUAACCUUAACUCAGAGUGACAGAUUGAAAGCAAGACGUAUACCUCUGAAAAUGUCAUGUGGACAAAUUGAAGUUGCUGUCUCUGGAAGGGGAUGCGCUUUAGUUCAAUUGACAAUGACAUACAACUCGAAAAACUUGCCGAAAGCUCAAGACUUCAAGUUGGCAGUUGACGUAUCUUCAGUGUCGAAUGUUGACGAAUGUUCCGUCAGAAAAAUAUCACCCUGUGUGACGUACAAAGGAAGCAGUCCACUGGCAAAUAUGGCGGUUAUGGAAGUCAGUUUGCCGUCUGGAUUUAUUGCUGACAGGUCCUCGCUAGACAACUUGAUACAGUCAGGAAAUUAUACAAAGAUUAAAAUGUUUGAAGAAACUGAUAGGCAGAUCAACCUCUACUUCACCAAGCUUGACAAAAGCGAAGUAUGCUUUUCUUUCAGCAUUAUGGAAAAUACAAAACUGGAUUAUAGGAAGGAAAAUCUCAUAAAAAUAUACGAUUACUAUAAUCCGGAAAGAAGUAUAUUACAGUUCUAUAAAUUAGCAAAUAAUUGUACUGAAGAACAUAUACAAGAGAUUGAUGAAAAAGGUCAUCACACGAGUCAACUUAAUAAAACUGAAAAUUUUCUAAAAGCAAAUGAUACGAAAAAUAAUAUUUCAUAGAAAUAUCUAAGUUAUCUUUUAAAAAUAUACAGAAUCCUGCAACAGUAUGUCGGAUAUCUGUAGGUCCUAUAAAAAAGAGCCUAGAAAUUUUGUUUAAGUGUAUACCUAAAGUAUGUACUAGGAUGUAUUUAUUAAAAUAUUUCAACUUCUACACGAUGGCUCAAAAAAUGUGAUUGGAUCGGGAAGAUUUUUUUGAACACCCUGAAUACUAUGGCAUUUUUAGUUUCGUUUCUGAUCACUUUACAUAAACCUAAGAUAUUAUUAAAUUUCUUUUGAUUGUUUCGGAUAAUAUUAAUAAAUA